AUGCCAAAUGGGUCCUGGGACUCUCACCUCCACGUCUUGGACCAAGUUCGUUUCCCGCCUAUCCCGGGAUCAUACGAGUUCAGUACAUACACAGCAUGGGAUGCUACCAUCGAAGAAACUCGACUCGGCUGUUCACACAUGGUUUUGAUUCAGCCGUCGGUCUACGGGAAUGACAAUACCUUGCUCAUUGAUACUCUCAAGGCAUUCGGGCCGGACAGGGCCCUCGGUGUCAUCGUGUUUGACGUCGCCAACACCUCAACUGCACAACUUCAAGAAUGGAAUGACCUCGGCGUUCGUGGCGUUCGGUUAAACUUUCAGUCGACGGGCGAUGCACCGCCGGCCAGAGAGCUCAGAGAUAUGAUGCAGAGGUAUGCAGAUGCUAUUCGACCUUUUCCCUGGGUUUUGCAGAUCUACAUCGCCAUGAAAGAUAUACCUGGGAUCGAGCCCGUGAUUCCAGAUAUCGGUGUUAAAGUUGCCAUUGAUCACUUGGGCCACCCAGAUACCCCAAAAACGAACAACUCUGGGCCUGCGCUCGAUCCGCACUCUCUAUCUGGAUUUGACUCAAUGCUGCGACUCUUGGAGGGAAAUAACGCCUGGGUCAAGGUGUCUGCCGUCUAUCGCCUUUCAAAAGCCCCAGGACCCUUGUACACUGACCUUGAUCCUGUCAUCCUUGAGCUCUUCAAAGCAGCGCCGUCUCGACUCGUUUAUGCCUCAGAUUGGCCACAUACUAGAUUCGAGGGACUCGAUAUCAAGCCUUGGACUUCUCAUCUUCUUGAUCUGACAAACGGAAACGUGCAGCUACGAGAUCAGCUGUUUAAGGAAAAUGCACAAGAGCUGUGGGGUGGUGAUACCACAAUAGCCAGUUCAGCGAGGCCUUGA
This is a messenger RNA of Fusarium musae, 879 nucleotides long. RefSeq lists its product as uncharacterized. NCBI's taxonomy places the organism in Eukaryota, Fungi, Ascomycota, Sordariomycetes, Hypocreales, Nectriaceae. The coding region runs from base 1 to 879 and encodes 292 amino acids. The record is from RefSeq and is a predicted model, not a curated record. The transcript has a single exon. Gene Ontology annotation, molecular function: hydrolase activity.